AUGUGCCUCACCGACGCCCCCCCCUCUGGCCCCGUGUCGAGCGGCUCACACCCCGUCCAAGACCAGUCCGCCAGCUCGCCGUAUCAGAAUGUCAACGACUUCAUCUCAAAUGUCAACCGGUUCAAGAUCAUCGAGAGCACUCUGCGCGAGGGCGAGCAGUUCGCCAAUGCCUUCUUCGACACAGAAACCAAGAUCCGCAUGCAAGCUCUCGAUGAGUUUGGCGUCGAUUAUAUAGAGCUCACCAGUCCUGUUUCCUCUCCUCAAUCAUAUGAGGAUUGUAAGACUAUUUGCAGCCUUGGCUUGAAGACCAAGGUUCUCACUCACGUACGAUGCAACAUGGAGGACGCCAAGAAGGCCGUUGAGUGUGGUGUAGAUGGUGUCGACCUUGUUAUCGGUACUUCCAGUUUCCUACAAAAGUACAGCCACGGAAAGAGCAUAGAGAUGAUUCAGAAGACUGCCCUGGAAGUCAUUGAAUAUGUCAAGAGCCAAGGUGUUGAGGUCCGCUUCUCGUCAGAGGACUCGUUCCGAAGUGACCUUGUCGACCUUCUCACUCUCUACAAGGCCGUCGACAAGGCUGGUGUCAACCGAGUCGGUGUUGCGGAUACUGUUGGAGGAGCUACCCCCCGAAUGGUCUACGACCUUAUCCGAACGCUUCGAGGCGUCGUGAGCUGUGAUAUCGAAACACACUUCCACGACGACACCGGCUGUGCUGUCGCCAAUGCUCACUCCGCUCUCGAGGCUGGAGCAACCCACAUUGACACUAGUGUUUUGGGCAUUGGUGAGCGCAAUGGCAUUACUCCACUUGGCGCCCUGAUGGCUCGCAUGGUUGUGACCGCCCCCGAGUAUGUCACCAAGAAGUAUAACCUCAAGGCGCUCAAGGAGGUUGAGGAGCUGGUCGCCUCUGCCGUCAACAUCAAUAUUCCAUUCAACAACCCCAUCACCGGUUUCUGCGCUUUCACGCACAAGGCUGGUAUCCACGCCAAGGCUAUUCUGGCAAACCCUUCGACCUACGAGAUUAUCGACCCCGCCCUGUUCGGAUUGACUCGAUAUAUCUCAAUCAACUCAAGAAUUACUGGCUGGAAUGCGAUCCGCUCGCGUUGCGAGCAAUUAGGAAUAAAGAUGACGGAUGACGAGGUCAAGGAAGUGACUGCCAAGAUUAAGCAGAUGGCCGACAUUCGACCAUUGGCUAUCGACGAUACCGACUCCAUCCUCCACUCUUACCACAUCGAGCUGCAAAAGAAGCGGGAGCUGCAGGAGCAGCAGGCAUAGAGAUUGAAAAAAAGGUGUUUGGUUGUGCAUUUCAGGCUGAGGAUCAAAAAAAAAAAGGAAAACUGCGCCACAAUGUAAAAAAUGGCCGAAGGAAAUUGAUUGGGUUGGAACAAAAUAUUAAGGGCCGAUCAUCGGCCUAAAACAAGCAUUAUUCUCUAUCAUCUGUCUAUUUGGUUGUUUUGAUGUAUCACGUGCGCCUCCGGGCACGGCUUGCAAGAUCGGAGAGAACAAUCAACACGACCUCGGCAACACUACCCAGGCAGUUCUGUGUAGGCUGUUUCGCGUAAUUCGGUUGGUUGUACGGCAGGACGCAAGCUCCAAAAAUUGGUGAAAGAGACUUCAGAACCGAGCUAUCCUCCCAACCUCCGAAAUCCGGCUGCACGCCGAGAUCAAGUUCGCGCUAG
Messenger RNA from Trichoderma asperellum CBS 433.97, 1673 nucleotides. Lineage: Eukaryota; Fungi; Ascomycota; Sordariomycetes; Hypocreales; Hypocreaceae. The record is from RefSeq and is a predicted model, not a curated record.